AUAUUGUAUUUUAUGAUCGCAAUCCGUUAAACUGUAGGAAAUUUGAAUUUUUCCGUUUGUGUUUUUACACCUCAAGUUUAUGUUAUAUUAUUAUAAACUUUCACAUGGAUAAUGUAAUAUGUGCAUUCAUAAAAAUUACUCUAAGUUGUUAAGACAUAGACUGUAUUAAUUAACAAAACAAAGAAAUGUUCGUUAAAUCCAGUUCCACGAUUAUUACAUAUUUUUAAAAGGGGAAAACUAAAGUUAAGCAUUCACGAUUAAGAAUGACAGAAUGUUCAACCUGCCCAAAGAAUACACCUAAAACAGAUUAUGAAAGACCACAACCAAUUAAAAUUGGAAAAUUGCUUAGACAGGCUGAAAAUUUAAGGAAUGUUCAAAAAGAUAGUGUCCGUAAGAAAAUACAACCAGAAAGAUUAGGUCCAUCCUCAACUGUAAAGAGUACAAAAAAAGAUAGUAAACAAAAUGGUACAUGUGAUGGAACUGUAAAUGUUAUGAAAUGUGUACGUAGAAAUCUUAAUUUUAAUGAAUUUCCUGUUAAGUCUUCACAGAACAAUCAUGAAAAUAAAACUCAGCCAAAUAAAUUAACACUUGAUGAGUCAAUCAGUAAAAAGUGUUCUGAUUCGAUAAUAAAAAAGAAAAGUUUGUUGUUGCCUUCAAAUACAAUAAAGGAAAAACAUUCACAAAAAUGUACUGAUAAAGUAAAUAGAUACUCAAAAAUACCUGUAAUACCAAACAAAAUUCCACUUAUCAAUAAAGAAAAUAUUGUUAGAAAAGAACAGAAAAAAACGGAAACAGUCAAUAUUUUGCAGCUAAAUAAGGAAUCUCAUAAAAUUAACAAUUCCACUAUGAGAUUUGGCAGUAUUAAACCACUCAGUGAAAACAAAAUUGUAAAAUCUUCUGGCCACUUAAAUUCGAUAUCUACUGAUACAAGUCAUCUACAGUGUCUUGAAACUUCACAUAUUGUACCAAAAUUAAAAAUUUCUCUGUGCCCAACCAAUCAAGAAAUAACAAUGAAUAAUGAGAAUCAGUUACUUGUACAAAAUAACCCAUCACAAGAAAGAUGUACUUCAAAUGAGACUGAUUUAACAACAGAACAGUUUACAAAAUCAGAAGAAGGUGAAUGUACACAAGGUUUAUAUAGUAUCUUACAAGAUACAAAAUUGGUAGAUUCUGAAAAUAAUAUGAUUUGUAUAAAUAGAGAUAAGAUUAUGAGCCUAGAAUGCGAUUUGAAAAAUUUAUUAAGUGUAACAGAAGAAAAUGUAUUGAAAUUGAAAUCAAUGUUAAUGUGUAUUACAAAAUUAUUAUCUGGAAAUGAUGAGAAAAUUACACUGUCUAAUGCUGAUGUAAAAAAAAAUCAUACUGAACUAGAGAAACCACCUAAAGAAGUUCAAGUCGAUACUUAUAAUUUAAUUGAACAACAAUUGGAAGAAAAUGUAAGGACACCUAUUGCACAUACUUCACGGAUUAAUGUAACAAAUGUACUGUCUUUAAAUACAAAUCAAAAUGUUGAAAGUGAUAAAAAAAAUUAUGAACUUAUUAAUGUAAAAAGAAUGUCUAAUGGAGAUGGAAGUUUUUUAGAAUUGGAAAAGCAACUUAACAUUAUACAUACAAAACCCACUAAGGAUUCUAUUUCUCUGCAAGAGACUCCUAUAGUUAUACGGUAUAAACAAAAACGGUCAUUCAGAGAAUAUAUGGCUUUAAAAUCAACUAUGAAGUUUUUAGAAACUCCAGAUGGUAAAAAGCUUAAACCUUUGUGUCAAAUAGACAAUAUAGACAAUUCUAUUCUCAAUGCUACAUAUAUAUCUAAUAAAUUACUGACAGAUCUUAGUAAUCUAUACUCUGAAUCACCGGAAUCUUAACUAUGAACAUUUUUCUUUAUUAUAUGACAAACUAAAAAGAAUUGUUAAUAUACUUAUUUACUUUA
Molecule: messenger RNA, 1924 nt
Organism: Osmia bicornis bicornis
Lineage: Eukaryota; Metazoa; Arthropoda; Insecta; Hymenoptera; Megachilidae
Exons: 5
Coding region: 264-1859 (531 amino acids)
Source: RefSeq, a predicted model, not a curated record